Messenger RNA from Capsella rubella, 1418 nucleotides. RefSeq names its product dihydroflavonol 4-reductase. Gene Ontology annotation, molecular function: dihydroflavanol 4-reductase activity. The transcript has 6 exons. The record is from RefSeq and is a predicted model, not a curated record. Gene Ontology annotation, biological process: anthocyanin-containing compound biosynthetic process. Bases 30 to 1187 code for a protein of 385 amino acids. Lineage: Eukaryota; Viridiplantae; Streptophyta; Magnoliopsida; Brassicales; Brassicaceae.
AAAGCUAGCUACAUAGAACACAACACAAAAUGGUUAGUCAGAAAGAGACUGUGUGUGUAACCGGUGCUUCGGGGUUCAUUGGUUCAUGGCUAGUGAUGAAGUUACUUGAACGUGGUUACUUUGUUCGUGCUACUGUUCGUGAUCCUGGGAAUUUGAAGAAAGUGAACCAUCUUCUUGACUUGCCAAACGCCAAGACGCAACUUACUUUGUGGAAGGCUGAUUUAUCCGAGGAAGGAAGCUACGACGACGCCAUUAAAGGAUGUGACGGUGUUUUUCACGUGGCUACUCCCAUGGAUUUUGAAUCUAAAGAUCCUGAGAAUGAAGUGAUAAAACCGACAGUGAAUGGAAUGUUGGGGAUAUUGAAAGCAUGUGUUAAGGCAAAGACCGUACGAAGAUUUGUGUUUACUUCAUCUGCCGGAACUGUUAAUGUCGAAGAACAUAAGAAGAGUGUCUAUGAUGAACAAGAUUGGAGUGAUCUUGAGUUUAUCAUGUCCAAGAAAAUGACAGGAUGGAUGUACUUCGUGUCGAAAACACUAGCCGAGAAAGCAGCGUGGGAUUACGCCGAGGAAAAAGGCUUAGAUUUCAUUAGCAUUAUUCCAACAUUGGUGGUCGGUCCAUUCAUCACAACAUCUAUGCCGCCUAGCCUCAUCACCGCGCUCUCUCCCAUCACUCGGAAUGAGGCUCAUUACUCGAUCAUAAGACAAGGACAGUAUGUGCAUUUGGACGACCUAUGUAACGCUCAUAUCUUCUUGUACGAACACAAUGCUGCCAAGGGACGUUAUAUUUGUUCCUCUCACGAUGCAACCAUUCUUACUAUCUCCAAAUUCCUCAGGCAAAAGUACCCCGAAUACAAUGUACCUUCAACGUUUGAAGGUGUUGAUGAGAAUCUAAAGAGCAUUAAGUUCAGUUCCAAGAAGCUUACUGAAAUGGGGUUUAACUUCAAGUAUAGCCUCGAGGAAAUGAUGGUUGAAUCGAUCGAAACAUGUCGACAAAAGGGGUUUCUCCCGGUUUCUUCACCAUACCAAUCCAUAGCUGAGAACAAAGAUCCAAUUAAGGACGACCAAAUUGAGCUAAUCAAAAACGCAGCUGGACUAAACGAUGCUAUGAUGUUAUGUAACAAGACUGAACCAGGGGUAACUAGUGAGAGAACUGAGUCUCCCAUGCCAGCACAACAGAUGUGUGCUUAGAACAUUUCAAACCGUUAUGAUAUUUAAUAUUGUCAUAUAUGGUUGUGUGAUUUGGGUUUGUCAUUUAUGUUACUAAUCAUAAAUUUAUCAUUGGUGAGUGAUAUGGACUGAUUAUAAUAUGUGUGAGUGUAAAGGUAUGAUUAUGAAUGAACCCUAUGUUACGUAUUUAAAGAGUGUUGCUGUCUUUGAAUCGACUGAAUCUGUACUUUGAAAGUUAUUACAGCAAAUCUA